CAAAAUCUUCCCCCUCCGCCGCUCCCGCUUAAAGUCCCUUCUCCACCACCCCUCGCGGUGGUUUGCCUCUCUCCUCCGAUCACUCAACCCCGCUCAUUCCCAGAUAUGGCUGCCGCAGCACCCUCCUCCGACGCCACUGGCAACGCCUCGGAUGGCCCUGUUCUCACCCUCCUCAACAAACGCCUCCGAGGCCAUCGCAAGAAACUCAACCGUAUCCUCCAGAUGGAAGAGUCUCUCUCCCAGGGAAAGCCUCUCAACAAAGAACAAGAAGAUGUCUUGCGGUCGAAGCCCGCCGUCACCGCCCUUAUCGACGAGCUCGAGAAGCUCCGCCAACCACUCGUCACUGCCGUCUCCGAAGAAAUCUCCCUCGCUGUUCAUCUGGACGCCGUUUCCGCUGACGAUGCGGCUGUUCAAGACCAAGGGAAAGAUACUGAGGAGAAAGAUUAUCGGCCCGAACCCGACCAUGCUAUUGAGGAUCUCCUCAAUCUGCUGUAUUUUGGGUCGUUGUUCGAUGUGAAGUCGCAGAGUGAUUUCAAUUCGACGGUGUUGACCAGGACGCACGAGAGAGGCUGCUGCUUGACCUACGACUACGUUACCGAUGACGAGACCGUCCCGUUGAGCGAGGGGGAUUUGGAUUUGAUUUCGAUGCUGAGUGGGCUCUUGAUUUCGCGCCCAGUCGACUCCAAUUUGUCUCACAAAAACGCGUUGCAGCGUUGCAUCCAGCAUGCUAAGCUAUGGCUUGCCAAUUCUGACCAGCCCAUCGAGCCCGAUGCUACUAAUGUUACUUAUGCAGGGCUGAGGGAGAGGCUCGACAAGAUUUUGGCUUCAGAUUAUUAUACAACCACCCCGGAGAUGAAGGCUGCUGUUGAAGUGGCUGCCGCGGCUGCUGCCGGAAAUUAUGCACCUUUCCAGGUUCCUGUGCCUGGUUUACCCGUCCAAGUGCCUCUUCAGGUGGAAGUUUCAGCUGGGCAGUACCUGCCAAAGGAUGAAGAUACGACAAGCUAUCAUGAACCUGAGACUGGUGAUUAUCAAUCUGGUCCUGCAGAGGACCUUCAGAAGGAUGAACUGGAGACAGAAAAUCAUGCAGAUUUUGUGCCAGCUCAACAAGAACAAGACAAACCACUGACAGAGAUGGAGCAGAAUCAGAAAGAUAUAGAGUACAAGGAACAACAGUAUGUUCCCCGAAGACCCUAUCAGAACCAAAGAGGAGGUCGUGGUGGUGGAGGUGGCCGUAGGCCAUACUCCAAUGGUCGUGGAGGUCGAGGUGGAAGGGGUGGUGGAUCGUACCAGAAUGGUCGUAGCCAAUACUACGAUCAGUCUGGAAACUAUUAUCCUAGGAACUAUCAUAACAACAGGGGAAGGGGCGGUCGAGGUGGUGGGCAUGCUUACAACCACCACGGCUCAGGAGUCCUAGGUGGUCAUGCUGCCACUGAUGUUGGUGUGGCUUCAUGACAUCCUUUACUCACGAAGUGUUUAUGAGGUGUCUGUUCGCUAGGUCAGGAGGGUGGUGACAAUGUUAUUUUUUUAUUUGCAUGAGCAUGCUUCUAUUGACAUUGUUCCAUCUCGGGCACCUUAUUUUUGCAGUUCAGCAAUGCAGUAUCUUCUUGUUUUAAACAUUGGAACAUGGUUCAGUAACAUGGUUUAACAUCGAAUUUCU
This is a messenger RNA of Rubroshorea leprosula, 1657 nucleotides long. The record is from the annotation of a GenBank genome assembly. Lineage: Eukaryota; Viridiplantae; Streptophyta; Magnoliopsida; Malvales; Dipterocarpaceae.